AUGGGUCAGCACCAGUCGCGGGACGACUCGCAUGGCGGGGAUAGACAUCGACAUCAUGGCGCCGGUACGAAUGGGCCAACUUCUCCAUCCGACCACGAUCCAUAUUCUUCUCGUACUGGCAGAGGCAGCAGGCGGAAUCUAGUAGCAGCUAUUGUGGGAGGCGGAUCAAACAACGAAGUACCGGAGAGGAAGGAGACGGCGGCCGAGCGACAAAUGAGGAGACUCGAGAGGGAGAGGGUUGCAAGAGUAGAAGAGCGAGAGAGAAGCAUUAGGGAGGAGCAUGUAGAUGGUGGAUAUUUGGUUACAAUGGGCGUCUACACUGGCCCAGAAGAUUUCAACAAGGCAAUAGUAAGACAGUUGAUGAUUGAGCGGCGAGUUGCACCUUUUUGGAGGGGGCUAGAUGAUUACGAGAGUGAUUGGACCGAGCAUCAGUUGGUCGCUGCAGGGCGAGGCCUUCCCAUUCCAGCCGCUGAUGAAAUACCUUCCGAAGACAGUGGCAGGCCUCAUUCUUCCAAUUCCGCGAAUGCACCAAACUCGAAUCUACAUAAUUUGACUGUGCCAAUAGCUUCACGAAGCCAAUCUGCUUCAUACGACACCUCUGUUGGCCGCUCACCGUCACACUCAUCUUUCAACACGUCAUCUCCGGCAUCGCCCCUGAAUGCACCUGCCACUUCUACCUCUUUACUCCGACCUCGAGCUAAAACGUUAGGCCUAAAAUCUUCGUCGAAGGAAACCUCGGCAUCGGAUUCGGGACCGCGUGAGAUUCAAUUGCCCAGAGAUUCCCAAGUAAAUGGUCAAGCUAUCGAGGCUUUUCUGUACAAAGACGCUGUUGAAUGCUCAAUAUGCUUGAUAUUUUACCCCCCUUAUCUAAAUAGGACUCGAUGUUGCGACCAAAGUAUUUGCUCGGAAUGCUUUGUACAAAUUAAGAGACCAGAUCCGCAUACGCCAGAACACCACGGUCCACCACAACCCGCGCCCGAUCAAGCCGAAGAUACAGAAAUGCUGGUCUCGGAACCUGCCGCGUGUCCUUACUGUCAGCGACCCGAAUUUGGCGUGACAUACGAACCACCGCCUUUCCGCCGUGGACUUGUUUAUGCAAAGCCACCUCCAGAACUGGCCAACUUCUCUUCGGCCAUGUCAUCGUCGUCAUCGAUCAGUUCACCGCCUAUAACAAGUCCGGGGCUUGCACCAAGAGGCGACAACAGGCGCCGGGCCACUUCAUUGUCAGCUAAUGAUUCAAAUGUCAUUACGACUGACCGCAUCAGACCGGACUGGUCGGCAAAGCUUGAAGCUGCUAAUCUGCGAAAGGCCAAGAAGAACGCCGCCGCUUCGGCACUACACGCAGCUGCCUAUGUACUUCCCGGAACCUCGGAAAACCGCAGCUAUGUUUUCGGACGAAGUCGCUUCGGUAGAAACCGCAACGAUCCUGACAAUAGUGGAUCUGCCACUCCUUUGAACCGCGAUACCAGUUCCAGGACUGCAGCUGAGUCGUCUGGUCAAGCGCGUAGGGAAGGUCGAGACUCUAAUCUUGCUCGAAGAACGAGAGACGUCGAGGACAUGAUGAUGGCUGAGGCGAUUAGACUCAGUAUUGUGGCGGAAGAGGAACGACAGAAGAAGGCCGACAAAGAAGCCGCCAAGGAGGCUGCAAAAAAUGCGAAGAAGCAGGCCAAAGAAGAGAAAAAGAAAGAGAAAAAGGAGAGAAAAUCUAUCUACGGCACUAACGGACAUUCGGCUAGUUCGAGUAUGCUGAAUCUAGGUAACAGUCUAGCUGCUACUUUUACUGGGCGGAGGAGAGGUGAUAGUGCCGCAAGCAAUUUGGCUAUAGAAGUGACACCCGAAGAAGUCGAGGAGCCCCCACAAGGAAAAGGAAAAGGUGUAGCUCGCCCUUAUUUAGGUAACGACGGAAGUGCCACGGACAAUGGACUUCUUGGUGCCCAGCAUUCAGAUCCUUCGACGAGUUGUAGCUUGUUAGAGUCUCAUCAGUCUAUUCCUUCACCUACAAGCCCUGACAAGCCGUCUCACUUACGACAAAUGAGUACCGCAUCUAGCGCUUCAUCUUCAAUGGCCGAGUCAGGUAACGGUACCAAUCCUCAAGGCUCUUCUACAAGUAUCGAAAGUCCUGGUGCUACAGAGACAAAUGAGGGAAACGAAGAUGGCGAUUCAGGAGCUGAGUCUAUGUUCAAUUUCCGGAGCAUAACGGCUAUGAUUGAAAAAGAGAAUGACAACGAGAAGACGCUCAAUGCGGUCCAUGUCGAAAACGCACGUGAAGCAUCGGGCUCUAGACGCGGAAGCCCUGAUGAAACCGCUGCUCAAGACAUGGAUGUAAGCAUGGAAACGUUACGACCUCGAAAUUUUCUCCAGAAAACAGAGCCCAACCACCAAGCUCCAAUGGGGCUCCAGAUGCCAGACACGAAAAUCGAUACCAGUAUUGUCACACCCCAGCUUACGCUUACACCGGAUACUCCGGCUCUCAUGAGUUCAUCAGAGGAGAAUGGGAAACAACUAGGAUCAAAUUUACAAAACCAAUCCAACAACGAAAUAACUCAGUAA
Messenger RNA from Botrytis deweyae, 2550 nucleotides. RefSeq lists its product as uncharacterized. The record is from RefSeq and is a predicted model, not a curated record. Lineage: Eukaryota; Fungi; Ascomycota; Leotiomycetes; Helotiales; Sclerotiniaceae. The coding region runs from base 1 to 2550 and encodes 849 amino acids. Gene Ontology annotation, cellular component: cytoplasm. The transcript has 2 exons.